Anarrhichthys ocellatus (wolf-eel) is the source of this 928-nucleotide messenger RNA. It is a transcript of the gene sf3b6, whose product is annotated as splicing factor 3b, subunit 6. The record is from RefSeq and is a predicted model, not a curated record. Gene Ontology annotation, molecular function: mRNA binding. Lineage: Eukaryota; Metazoa; Chordata; Actinopteri; Perciformes; Anarhichadidae. Gene Ontology annotation, cellular component: nucleus; cytoplasm. Bases 99 to 476 code for a protein of 125 amino acids. The transcript is spliced from 4 exons.
GACGACACCGCUGCCAUUUUGACGACGGGAACACCGGAAAGCUGGGAUACUGCCUGUUUGGUUUCAACGGUGUUAGUUACACUUAAAAAUAUACCACAAUGGCUAUGCAAGCAGCAAAACGCGCCAAUAUACGAUUGCCUCCUGAGGUGAACAGAAUCCUGUACGUCAGGAACCUUCCUUACAAGAUCACAGCUGAGGAGAUGUAUGAUAUCUUCGGGAAAUACGGACCGAUCCGCCAGAUCAGAACAGGGAACACACCUGAAUCCAGAGGAACAGCUUAUGUGGUUUAUGAAGACAUCUUUGAUGCCAAGAACGCCUGCGACCAUCUGUCAGGCUUCAAUGUCUGCAACCGUUACUUGGUGGUCCUCUACUACAACGCAAACAGAGCUUUCCAGAAGAUGGACACAAAGAAGAAAGAGGAACAGCUGAAGCUUCUAAAAGAGAAAUACGGCAUCAACACAGACCCUCCAAAGUAGCGUUCUGGAAAAACCUCAUCCGCUCUGUACAAAGCCCAUGUUCCUUGCUUUAUGCGGAUAGUCAUUUUACUGAUACCGUUGUUAAAAUGAUCUUUUUUACAAUGAUUGUGUUGAAAUGAGCAUUUCAUUUUAAAUUUUUUUUUUUUGUAUUUCCAUCAUGGGAUACGUGUGAACACGUAUGUGACUUAACAUCGGGGCAUGGAGCUAGUGUUCUCAAAACGCUCUCUGCCUGCUUGAUAUUCCAAACUUUGGUUGGUUGACAGGCCAAACAAACGGAUUUCGAUGGUGUCUGGUCAUAGUAUUCAUCCUCUUUUUGUUAUUCUUCUCACACACCUACAAUCUUUAAAUGUAUAGCUAACCGUGGCCAAACAGUGUGUGACAUGAAAUCGAUUGACCAGUACUGACUAUGUAAAGUAUAUGGUUUCUGUGAAAUAAAUGCUCCUAUUCUAACA